This is a messenger RNA of Anisakis simplex (herring worm), 636 nucleotides long. NCBI's taxonomy places the organism in Eukaryota, Metazoa, Nematoda, Chromadorea, Rhabditida, Anisakidae. The record is from the annotation of a GenBank genome assembly.
AUGAUGGUUGAAACAAGAACUGGUAAUGAGGAAUAUUUUGUUGAUAAUGACACCGAAGCGGACUACUACGAACGACGUGAGAACUGUGACGAGAGUAGAGUUUGUGUUGAUGAGGCAUCGUUGGUAUUCGUGCUUGAUGGAAGUGCUUCAACAGGAAACGCAACAUUCGUGAAUGCAAAAUCGAUUGUUUACGAAACCGCAGUUGCUAUUCAUAAAUUGAUCGAUGUCUUGACAAUAUCAUUUGUGCAAAUUAGUACCAAUUCAAUUAUUCACAUCGAUACUAUGAUAUUUGAUGAUGAAAAAUUCCUUGCAGAUCAGUUGGAUGAAAUUGAAUGGGGCGGAGAUGCUUCAACGAUUGGCAGUGCCCUCGAAGAGGUGAUCCGCUCAAUUGAUACCACUGCACCAAAUACUUGGAUGAUUGUAUUGAGUGAUGGCAUCACCGCAGACUCGUUGCAAAGAUUUGCACAAAAACGCCAUCAAAUGAUGAAAGCACGGCAGCAGGUAUUGGAAAUUUGGUUGGGUAAACAAGAAGAUGGUACGACCGUCGAUUGGGAUAUUCCGGAGAUGUUGAUGCGCCAUAAGCACUUGAACGAAGACAAAGCUCCACAAUGCCCAUCUUUAAUGAACUCGGUGUGA